AUGAAGCAAAAGAUAAUUAUUAAGGUGUCAAUGCAUUGCAGCAAAUGCAGGACCAAGGCCAUGAAGAUAGCUUCUGUGGCAGAUGGAGUGACAUCUGUGGCUUUACAUGGACCCGAAAAGGAUAAACUGAUGAUAGAGGGAGAUGGGGUUGAUGCAGCAUGUUUGACCAGCUCCUUGAGGAAGAAGCUUUGUCAUGCAAGCUUAGAAAUAGUAGAAGAAGUGAAGGAGAAAAAUGAAGAACCACCCAAAUCACCCACUCCAAUCAUACACUGUCCACAACCCCAGCCCCAGUUUGAAUAUUUUACAGUGGUUUCUGAGCCCCCUCCAGGUCCUUGUACUAUUAUGUGA
Theobroma umbraticum is the source of this 348-nucleotide messenger RNA. NCBI's taxonomy places the organism in Eukaryota, Viridiplantae, Streptophyta, Magnoliopsida, Malvales, Malvaceae. The record is from RefSeq and is a predicted model, not a curated record.